Molecule: messenger RNA, 3082 nt
Organism: Theobroma cacao (cacao)
Lineage: Eukaryota; Viridiplantae; Streptophyta; Magnoliopsida; Malvales; Malvaceae
Product: early-responsive to dehydration stress protein (ERD4)
Cellular component (GO): plasma membrane
Molecular function (GO): calcium-activated cation channel activity
Source: RefSeq, a predicted model, not a curated record
UCCUUUCCUUUCUGUUUACUUUCAUUCUAUUCUUACAUCAUCAGUCACAGAAUUUGGACCAUUAGGUUGCUUCUGUUCAUAUCCUUUGUCUUUCUCUUAUCUCUUUCAAACUUUCACAUGUUUUGUUUUUCUCUGUAGCCUUCGUUGAUUUCUUUUGCUUUGCUUUGCUUUUUUUUUCGACCAUGGCAACUCUGGGUGAUAUUGGGGUGUCUGCCUUAAUCAACAUCCUCACUGCAUUUGCAUUCUUGUUGGCUUUUGCUCUGCUGAGGAUUCAACCAAUUAACGACAGAGUUUACUUCCCAAAAUGGUACAUCAAUGGAGGAAGAACAAGCCCGAGAAGGGGUGGGAAUUUUGUGGCAAAGUUUGUCAACCUCAAUUGCAUGACUUAUCUUACUUUCUUGAAUUGGAUGCCUCAAGCUUUGAAGAUGAGUGAGACUGAGAUUAUCAACCAUGCUGGCCUCGACUCUGCUGUUUUUCUCAGAAUUUACACUCUUGGGGUAAAGAUUUUUGUGCCCAUAACAGUUGUGGCACUUCUUAUCCUCAUUCCAGUGAAUGUGUCAAGUGGAACAUUAUUUUUCCUGAGGAAAGAAUUGGUUGUGAGUGACAUUGAUAAGCUCUCGAUAUCGAAUGUUCGCCCUGAAUCUAUAAGGUUUUUUGUUCAUAUUGGGUUAGAAUACUUGUUCACGAUUUGGAUUUGCUACAUGCUUUACAAGGAAUAUGAUAAUGUAGCAAGAAUGAGGUUGCAUUUCUUGGCCUCCCAACGUAGGCGUGCAGAACAGUUCACUGUAGUUGUGAGGAACGUGCCUCAGAUGUCUGGUCACUCAAUAUCAGAUUCCGUGGACCACUUCUUUAAAACAAAUCACCCUGAUCAUUAUCUUUGUCACCAGGCGGUCUAUAAUGCAAACAAAUUCGCUAAAUUGGUGAGAAAAAGAGAUAGGCUCCAAAAUUGGCUGGACUAUAACCAACUGAAGUUCGAAAGACAUCCAGAGAAGAGACCAACUAAAAAGGCAGGAUUUCUUGGGCUAUGGGGUGAAAGAGUUGAUUCCAUUGAUUUCUACAAACAUCAAAUAAAAGAGUUUGAUAAAAAAAUGGCACUAGAGCGCCAGAAGGUUCUCAAAGACCCAAAAUCUAUUCUGCCAGUUGCUUUUGUAUCAUUCAAAUCACGUUGGGGUGCUGCUGUUUGUGCACAGACACAACAAAGCAAAAAUCCAACACUUUGGUUAACGAAUUGGGCUCCAGAACCCCGUGAUGUUUAUUGGCGGAAUCUGGCUAUUCCAUUUGUUUCGUUGACCAUUCGGAAACUAAUAAUAUCAUUAUCAGUAUUUGCCUUGGUUUUUUUCUACAUGAUACCCAUUGCUUUCGUUCAAUCCCUUGCAAAUUUAGAGGGUCUUGAAAGAGUUGCUCCUUUCCUGAGGCCUGUUAUAGAACUGAAAUUCAUCAAAUCUUUCUUGCAAGGUUUCCUUCCUGGUCUUGCUCUUAAAAUCUUUUUGUAUAUACUGCCUACGAUUUUGAUGAUCAUGUCGAAGAUUGAGGGACAUAUAGCAUUAUCAACUCUUGAACGACGAGCAUCAGCAAAGUAUUAUUAUUUUAUGUUGGUGAAUGUGUUCUUGGGGAGUAUAGUGACUGGAACAGCUUUUGAGCAAUUGCAUUCUUUCCUUCACCAAUCACCAACGCAGAUCCCUAGAACCAUAGGGGUGUCGAUACCAAUGAAGGCCACUUUUUUUAUUACAUAUAUUAUGGUUGAUGGAUGGGCUGGUAUAGCUAGCGAGAUUCUCCGAUUGAAGCCAUUGGUUAUUUUUCAUCUUAAGAACAUGUUUCUGGUGAAGACUGAGCGAGAUAGAGAAAAGGCAAUGGACCCUGGAAGCGUGGAUUAUCCAGAAACUCUCCCAAGUCUCCAACUGUACUUCCUUUUGGGAAUUGUCUAUGCUGUGGUUACUCCCAUUCUUCUUCCAUUUAUAUUAGUCUUCUUUGCCUUUGCCUACUUGGUUUACCGUCAUCAGAUAAUUAAUGUCUACAAUCCACAAUAUGAGAGUGGUGCUGCAUUCUGGCCACAUGUUCACAGCCGCAUAAUAGCAAGCUUAUUGAUCUCUCAACUUCUAUUAAUGGGUUUGCUCAGUACAAAAAAGGCUGCGAAUUCCACUCCUCUUCUUGUUAUCUUACCCAUAUUGACAUUAGCCUUCCAUAAAUAUUGCAAAAACCGUUUUGAGCCAGCAUUCAGAAAGUAUCCACUGGAGGAAGCAAUGGCAAAGGACAUAAUGGAUCGGACCACAGAACCUGAUCUAAACUUAAAAGCUUUCUUAGCUGAUGCUUACUUGCACCCAAUUUUCCGAACAUUUGAGGAAGAGGAGUUGGUGGAGGUCAGAGUUGAUAAAGUUAGAGUUGAUAGACAACAAUCUUAUGCUGACAAUGCCCCAACUAGUGAUCUCAGUUCCCCCUCCCCACCUCAUGAGGUAUACCAUUCCACCUCCCCCCCUCAUCAUAGCUAUCAGCCCACCUCCCCACCCCAAGAUGUAUAUUAUCAUGGCUCCACACCCCAAUAUGCUUAUAACUUCUCCUCGCCUCCCCAUUAUGGCUAUCAUUAUGAAGCAGAGCCAUGAUCUUCAAGGAACUAAUAUGCUUAGAAGGAGUCCUAACCAAACUUUGUCAGAUUCUUUUAACUUACCGCCAGGUAUUGAUGAUGAAAUCCUUCUCCUUUCCUGUAAUUAUUGUUAAGCAGAAGUACAUAUCAGUUAAGGCAUUUUUCCAGAAAUUAUGCUUGAAGUUCCACCAUACUCAAUUUGGUCCUCGAGUUGAACUUCCCUUGCUACUCAGGUUGUAAUUGUUACUUGUUUUUUUGGAUUUGCAGAGUUCAAUGGUUUGCUUUCCCUGUAAAUUAUUGAGUUGUCAAUGUAAAAUGGCUUUGAAAUUUCCUUGACAUAAUGUCUUGGUUUUUGCCAUGGUUGGUGCAAUGUCCCUAGGACAUGAAAUGUUAGUAGGAUGGAAAUUUUCCGUUUCUUUUGCUUCAUGUCUGGCAUAUGGAAAUGGAAGUAAUGUAAUAAAGCUUGAGGACUUGGAUUGCUUUUAAAGUUACUAGACUUGGGCU